Molecule: messenger RNA, 2400 nt
Organism: Talaromyces marneffei
Lineage: Eukaryota; Fungi; Ascomycota; Eurotiomycetes; Eurotiales; Trichocomaceae
Exons: 3
Coding region: 1-2400 (799 amino acids)
Source: RefSeq, a predicted model, not a curated record
AUGCACACAACAGGCGUCCUCGGCAGCCUCACGGCCGACCAAGAGGCUCGCCUCCAGCAACUAUGGAUGUUUUUACUGAAUAGCUUUGAUAGUCAAGAAUUCUUCGACAAUAAUAAUUUCUCCAUGUCCAGCAUUUGGCCCCGCUCACAGAGUAUCGAUGAACCACCAUUAUCCCCAUCCAGCAUCAACACUACAAUUUCCAGCGGUCAUCGCCGGGUGUCCUUGUCGAGCAGUAAGAACACCAACGUGAGCAACGUCAGCAACUUUAGCAACCCGUUCAUGACCACAGGCCCAAAUACACCCAUGACGCCAGGAUUUCCACCGACAUUACCAACAUCGCCAACAAUGAACUCAGAACUAAACGUGCGGAGAUCACAACAUCAACUCUCUCUCAAAAAACUGCGCCGACGCACCUCACUAUUAAGCAAUGGUUGGAAAAUCAGCAAUGAAAAAUUCUCCACCGAACCAUCAACCCCCAACGCCUUACGUAGAGCAUCAACCCGCAGAGGCUCCCUCACAUUCCAAACCCAAUCUCUGGGCGGCGUCAACCUACGUCCCAGCCCUCAAAACACAAAGGUAAUACAACAAGUUCUGGCCAGCUACAAACUUACCCCGGACGAGUUACGAUUGGGUCUGUUAGCGUCUCUGAAACACGACCAUCCUGAUGCUAUGCUUCUCCGGUUCUUGCGCGCACGGAAAUGGGAUGUUGGGAAGGCGUUUGUCAUGCUGGUAGCGGCGGUGGCGUGGCGCACGAAAAAGAUGCAUGUAGACGACGACAUUCUCCCGCGCGGCGAAAUCUAUGCCUUGCAACAAAUGCGCAGUUUUGAUAGGAAGGAAAGUCGGAAAGGGUGGGAUUUUAUGAAACAGUUCCAUAUGGGCAAGAAUAUAAUUCAUGGCGUUGAUCGGGCGGGGCGGCCGAUUAUUGAUAUUAGGGUUAGGCUGCAUCGGGCGGAGGAUCAGUCGGUGGAGGUGUUGGAGAGGUAUAUCGUGCAUACGAUUGAGAGUGUGAGGAUGUUGUUGAGGCCGCCUUUUGUCGAAACUGCCAUACUCAUAUUCGAUAUGACGGAUUUCUCCAUGACAAAUAUGGAUUAUACGCCGGUGAAGUAUUUCAUCAAGUGCAUUGAGAACUUGUAUCCAGAGUGUCUGGCAGCGAUUAUCCUGCAUAAAGCGCCGUGGUUCUUCUCCGGAAUAUGGAAAAUGAUCAAAACCUGGAUGAGCGACUCGCUCGUCUCAAAAGUGCACUUCACCAAAACCCUCGACGACCUCGAGCGCUUCAUCCCCCGGUCAAACAUCCCUUCUGAUCUGGGCGGUACAGACGAUACAUAUCAAUACCAUUACAUUGAGCCGGACAUGAACGACCGUGCCGAGAACUUGUCGCUAGACGUGCACUCCCCGACACGCGAGUUUCUGGCAUCCCAACGAGAGCGCAUAGCGGAGAAUUUUCUCGAAGCGACUCGUCUAUGGCUUCAAACAAUCGCGAUGCGCGAUGAAAUCGGGUUAGCGAAUCAAGAAGCUCGGCGCGCGGAGCUUAUCGAAGAGUUGAGACUGAAUUUUUGGAAACUCGACCCCUUUAUGCGCGCACGAUGCCAGUUGGAUCGGGAAGGGAUUAUAGUUAGCGAUGGCAUCGGCACGAUUGAGUUUUAUCCGCAUCUUAGGGCUGUGGAGAGGAGGGGGAGGGAUACAAUGGAAGGGGAGGCGGUUACGUCGCCGUCGCCGGAGUCGUUGAUGGAGUCGUUGCCGGAGUCAAGGAUCAAUAGAAAUUCUCAAGCGGGGGUUGGAUCGGGAUUAUUGUCGCCUUCGUCGUCAACACUGGGUGCGGACGAGAAUAUUGAGAAGGUUGGUCAGGACAUGGAGACGGAGAAUAUGACGCCCAAGACACCGCAUCCACCACUCAACUUCCUAGACGAUGCUACUAGCAUCAGUACCGAUAACCAUGACCAUCAUGAUGAUGAUGAUGAUGAUGAUGAUGAUGAUGAUGAUGAUGAUGACCACGAUGAAUCAAGCACAACCCGCGACGAAAUAAUGCAAGAAUACAUGGACGACAACUAUGACGACGACUACAACGACAACGACUACGACCACCACCCCUCUCAUCAAUCCCUGCCCUACAAGCAAGAACCAGAAUACUACCCCCCACCACCACAACAACCGCCGCCACCUCUCCCUGUAAACAACCACUUCUCCGCGUCCCAUAAAGAGAGCGAAAUAAGCUAUGAUCUCGACGACCUCGAUGAAGAAGACGAAGACGAAGACAUAGACGACGACGACGACGAAGAAGAAGAAGAAGAAGAAGAAGAAGAAGAAAUCGAGAUCCACGAUGCGGUCACGCACCGGAUUGCUUACCCCCGAGGAGGUGGGAUAGUGCACAGGGCUGCCGUUAGGGUUAUCAACGUUCGAUGA